Molecule: messenger RNA, 1816 nt
Organism: Stomoxys calcitrans (stable fly)
Lineage: Eukaryota; Metazoa; Arthropoda; Insecta; Diptera; Muscidae
Product: zinc finger protein 774
Exons: 6
Coding region: 85-1665 (526 amino acids)
Biological process (GO): regulation of cytokine production; negative regulation of transcription by RNA polymerase II; regulation of immune system process
Molecular function (GO): DNA-binding transcription factor activity; RNA polymerase II cis-regulatory region sequence-specific DNA binding
Source: RefSeq, a predicted model, not a curated record
AAAAUCACCCUUUAUAAACAUUAUGCUUUAAAAUCUUGUCGCAGGCAGAAAAUCGAAUUAUUUUCAAGACCCAAUAAUGCAAUAAUGGACAAGUAUACGGACUACAUAAAAUUCGGAGACAUCCUAAUAUCACCAUCACUACAUUUUGAGGAUGAUUACAUACUUCGGUGCUGUGAAUGCAAUGAAUACUAUUCUAAUAUCGAAGAACUUCUUAUACACUGUACAGUACAGCAUAGCGAUGAACUGGUCCAAGAGGAGGACAUGGAUACGGACUUCAAGAUUCAUGGCUUGGAAGAAGGUGAAACGAUUCUUAAAGUUGAAAUAGAGGAGUAUUUCCAAACAGGAGAAAGAGAGAUGUUUUUUGAAACCCAAGAUUAUAUAGGCACUGAUAAUGAUGGAUACGAGAGUAGUCGCAAAAGUAUUUGUUAUAGUUCACUGAACAAAGAACAUAUUUCUGAUUUGGAAGAAAACGAUACAGAGAAAUCAUUAGAAGACGGUAACACAGUUGAAGAAAACAGCGGGCAGGAGGAUUAUAAUGAAAAAUUAUUAGCCCGUAACGAAUGGGAUAUGAGCUUGAAAAGCCUUACAGGACCUAAGAGACAUACAAAAACUCCUGUGCGAAAAAUUAAUGAGCUAAAAUGUCAAUAUUGCAGCAAAGCUUUUAAAACUGUCUGUACAAUGAAGAAACACUUGAAAAAACAUAGGGAUGAAAAUGGGACUGGUACAAGAGACUAUGAAAAUGAAUCGGAUCAAUGGUCAUCACUUUCCACAUCAAGAGAUAGAAAACCCCAAGGCAAUGUGGUCAACUAUAGCGAGAAUAAAUCCAUUAUUUCUCAAACAAAGGAAUACAAAAACGGUGAUCAUAAAGAAAAUUCACAUUUAUGCAACCAAUGCAGCAGCCGUUUUAAAACCCCCAGAGGUCUAGAGCGUCAUUUACGUAAUCAUUUAAGACAAAGCGGUGGAAAUAACACGGAAUCAAAAAGUACAUCAAAACCUGUGUGCAAACUUUGCAAUAAACAAUUUGCGCAAACCAGUUGUCUGAAAACCCAUUUAAGAACACAUACCGGAGAAAAACCAUAUCUUUGCCCUGAAUGCGGGAAAACUUUUAGGAGUCUUAGUAAUAUGAAACAACAUUUAAGAAGACACGGUACUGAACGUCCAUACGAAUGCCCUGAUUGCCCUACAAAAUUUCCGUGCAUUACCGAUUUAGUGUCGCAUAGAGCAGUGCAUACAAAAAUUAGGCCACAUGUAUGCGAUAUCUGUGGAAGUGGCUUUGGAAAACCAUAUUUACUGAAAGUACAUAAAAUUUACCAUGGAGAAAGGAAACAUAAAUGUGACUACUGUGAUAUGAGGUUUUUUGUUCCUGAGCAAUACAAGAGACAUAUGCGAACGCACACAGGCGAAAAGCCUUUCCAAUGUAAAUUUUGCGACAAAGCGUUUGCACAGAGAAAUGUUUUAAUCACACAUCUUAGGGUUCAUUUAGGCGAUAAAGUGUACAGAUGUAAUUUAUGCCCUCAGGGAUUCAGGCGGCAAGGCGAUUUAAGAACCCACUUCAAUACACAUACAAAUGAUGACGAGGAGACUAAAGAAAGAAACUUAAAAGCUCUAAGGGAGGAAGAUUUACGAAUGCAAAUGAAAUUUGGUACCACAACUACAAUAAGUUAAGUACUAGCUUUGGAAAAAGUGUAGUAUGAGAAUCCAUGUUUUACAAAAAAAUCACAGUAUUUCUUAAAGGUUUAAAGUUUGCGUUUAUAUUACUUCGGUAAUUAUUAUAAUAAAUACGAAAUUAAUUUUUUCGACAAUUACAAGCACAUUA